Loxodonta africana (African savanna elephant) is the source of this 6878-nucleotide messenger RNA. RefSeq names its product free fatty acid receptor 3 (gene FFAR3). The coding region runs from base 3934 to 4914 and encodes 326 amino acids. NCBI's taxonomy places the organism in Eukaryota, Metazoa, Chordata, Mammalia, Proboscidea, Elephantidae. The record is from RefSeq and is a predicted model, not a curated record. Gene Ontology annotation, molecular function: G protein-coupled receptor activity. Gene Ontology annotation, cellular component: plasma membrane. Gene Ontology annotation, biological process: cellular response to fatty acid; G protein-coupled receptor signaling pathway. The transcript has 2 exons.
GGGCUCCAUAGCCCUGUCUCUCCUUUUCUCAUGCCCUUUCGGGUCUGUCUCCAGGGUGCUGUGGGCACAGGCCCUUUGCUCCCAGGGAAGGAGGGGGUAAGUUUGCUUCUGCUCUAGAGAGCUUACCGUUUUGAUGAUAAACUUUGGGAGGCGCUACUCGGAAAUGGUUUCCAAGUUGGGGGAAAAAAAAAGGAGCGGCAGGUGAAUCAGAACUGCCGGCCUUUUGGUUAGCAGCCGAACUCUGCUCACUGCGCAGCGAGGGCUCCAGGAAGAAAGACGGGAUAAUGAAACUGUUGUACUACUGAGAACUCACAAGGGGGCAGCAUUGGCGCUGUGAACAGGAAGUUGGCAGGCAUAAACGCUUCAGCUCGGAGAAGGAAAAUACGACCAACAGUAAUAGUUCCAAAAAAAUAUGGAGACCUUAGUAUGUACCAGGCAGCACCCACAACGUUUUUAUUUAGCCGUGCUGCUGCUGUAUAGUUGGGCAGGUUGUUCACUGCACAAGGGUGCUAGGCAGAGGGGGUAAAAAAAAAAAAAAAAAUCUACCUGUUCCUUGCUAACCAAGCCAUGUGCCUGGCACCAGGCUGCCUCAACCCAGUAGAAGAAGCAUCUCAUUCUAAUUUGAACAGACUUCACCCAUUCCUGGAGCAGUGCACUUUGUGCAGGGUGGUGGUCACCUGGAAGGUGUACCUUUUCUUAAUUUGUGCAAAGGUGCUGCCUGAGUUACCCUUCGUCCUGAAGCCAGGUAUUAUUAUCAUCUUCAUUUUACGGGAUUAAGAAACGUGCCUGAAGCCCCGCAGUAAGGAAGGGGUGGAAGUGGAAUGUGAUUCCCCAAGCAGGCCACAAAGGGCCAGGGGACAUUUGGCUAAUUUGGGGUGUUGGGGUCAACACCAUACCUGUGGCCAACUUUACAAAGGUGAAAGAUGGCGACCUGAGCCCAAGAGGCAGCUGUCAGAGGAGAGUGGCUGUGAAGGAGCAAACACCUGAGCCUCUGCCCUGGUAAGGCGAGGUACAGCAGCUAGCUUGUUCCACCAAUAAUGCCAUGAUCUGCAGGAGCGCAGUACUGUAGCUAGGUGCCGCAGGCUUUUCCUCCGAUAUUGCCAUGAGCGCACAGUAGCACAGUACUGGUAGCUAGGUGCCGCAGGCUUUUCCUCCAACAAUGCCAUGAGUGCACGGUAGCAGAGCACUGGUAACUAGGUGCCCGGCAUCCACUAGCUGAUUUAUACAAAUAAUCUCUUUCCAUGCUUAAAUGUCCACAGGGCAAGGAUUUUUGUUUUAUUCACUGAUAUGCACCCAGAGCCUGGCACAUAAAAAAAAAAAAAAAAUAGGAGGCACUAAAUAAAUAUUUGCUGAGUGAACAAUUGCUCCUAACAACCUUCCAAAGUAAGUUCUAUUACUCCCACUUUCUUUAUAAAUAUGGAAACAGAAAGGCCAGGGAGGUGAAGUCACUUGCCCGAGGCUCUGCAGAGACCAUCAGCAAACUCUGCCCCCUGCAGUGGUGACUGCAGAAAAUUCAGGGAAAGCCCCAGCACCGGCCCAGGCAGCCCCACUGCCCCUCCCAUAAUGUCAAGGACCACUCACUGUGGUCACUGCGGCGGGGCACCUGAUGGGCCCGGGCCACCUCAUCCAGUUACUUGUGCCUCCUUCCGUUUAGGGGAGAACCCAGUUCCUCCUUGGAGCCCAUGAGGCCCUGCGUGAUGCCCUUGAGCCCUAUACCUGGUACUAGUCCACCCAGCACACCAAAUUUGUGCCCCGGUGAUGUUUUUGUCCCAAUGGUUCUUUGACCCUUUUUUAUUGGUGUCCUCACUAUCCUCUUAACCUCUCAAUGUCCCCGAGCUCCAGCAUCGCUAAAUGGAAGCACCCCGAGAGCUUAUAUUCACUGCUUUGUUCACUGCUGUACUUUCAACAAUGUAAUUGAGAUACAGAGCCCUGGUGGGCAGUGGUUAAGAGCAACGGCAAGCUAUGUCUGCUAACCAAAAGGCCGGCAGUUCGAAUCCACCAGCAGCAUCUUGGAAAAUCUAAUUUACGUAUUAUGGAAUCCACCCAUUUUAAGUGGAUGGUUUAGUUAUUUUUAAUAAAAUUUACUGAAUUGUACAACCAUCAACAUAAUCCCAUCUUAGAACAUUUUCAUCAUCCCAAUAAAAUCCCAUAUGCUUUUAUAUAGUUGGUCCAUUUCCACUCCCAGCCCUAGGCAACCACUAAUCUACUUUCUAUCUCUAGGUUUUCUGGACUUUUCAUAUAAAUGGAAUCAUACAAUCUGUGGUCUUUUAUGUCUGGCUACAUUCACUUAGGAGCCCGCCCUGGUGGCUCGACUGCUAACCAAAAGGUCGGCAGUUUGAAUCCACCAGCCGCUCCUUGGAAACCCUGUGGGGCAGUUCUACUCUGUCCUAUAGGGUAUAAUUGACUGGAGGCCAAUGGGUUUGGUUUUUUUUGUCAUUCACUUAGUAUAAUGUUUCUCAGGCUCUUCCAUACUGUCGUAGGUGUUGGUGGGUCAUCCCUUUUUAUUCCUGAGUAGUAUUCCAUUGUACGGAUAUACCACGUUUUGUUUAUCCACUCCUCAGUUGAUGGACCACCAGCUGAGGUCUCCAUUUUUUGGCUCUUCUGAAUGAUGCCUAUGAACAGUUAUGAGCAAGUCUUUAUGAGAACAGAUGUUUUCAUUUCGUCCCUCAGGUAGACACUGAGAGUGAAAUUACUGGGUCUUAAACUAAUGUUUAGCUUUUUAAGAAAUUGUCUAACUGUUUUCCAAAGUGGUUGCACCAUUUUAUAUUCCCAUCAGCCAUGUAUGAGGCUUCCAAUUUCCCCAAAUUCCCAUCAGCACUUGCUAUUGUCUGAGUUCUUGCUAUAAGCCUUCCUAGUGGAUGUGAGAUGGUAUCUCAUUGUGCUCUAUAAACAUUUGAAUGAGUAAAUAAAUUAUUUCUAAAGCUAGACAGAAUUUGGACUUGAAUCCUGAUGGCAAUACUUAACAGCAGCUAUGCUACCUGGAGCAGCAACUCGCUUCCGUACUGUGAGGCUCAUGAAUUUCACGACAUAAUGGUGAUGUCCUGCUGAGCAGAGUGGUAUCGGUUAUGUGCCCCCUAAAAGGCAGCUGGAGCCCUGGCAGCACCCUGGUUAAAAGCGCGGCUGCUAACCAAAAGGUCAGCAGUUUGAAUCCACCAUCCGCUCCCUGGAAACCCUGCAGGGCAGCUCUACUCUGUUCUGUACAGUUGCUAUGUGUUGGGAUUCACCUGAUGGCAAUGGAUUUUAAAAGGUAGCUGCUAUCAUCAUUGCCACCAUUAUCCAUUAUUAUUAGUGGUAGUAGUACUACCACUCUAGAGACAAGCCACAUGGUCCCAAUGACUGGGACAGUGGCAGUUAACAUCUAUUGAGAGCUCACCACAUACCAGGCUUUGCUCUAAGCCUUGCAUUUUACGUGCAUUACACAACAAUCUCCCGUGAUUGGUGCUACAGUUAACCCCUCAGGAAACCGAGACAGACCGUUAACAUCACUUGGUCCACACUGCCAAGUUAGUAAGUGACUGAGCCAGCAUUGAACUCAGAACUCCUGGCUCCAGAGCCCAUGUUCUUGUCAUCACUGCAAUGCACUUCCUGCCCUUACAAGGCAAACUGGAUGAGUCCCAUUCUAGAGGAGCAGAUAAAAUUCAAGUGGAGGAUCAGGAAGGAGAAAUGGAGCCUGCUCUGGUGUGGUUCAAGCUUUCCCCCUGAAGCCACCCGAAGAGCAGGGCGCGCACUUGUGGAAUUUGCUCCUCUUUUUGCAUAUUGACACAGCUCUGGCAAAGGAGCUAAAGGCAUCUUUUGUGCUGCUGCUCAGCAGUGAGUGACGUCAUGAGCCUUUAUCAGUUCUGCAGAUACGUAGCUAACCAUAUUGUUCUGGAGGAGACGGCAGGGUGCUGGGUGCAGAGCACCUGGGUUCUCCAAUAAGCAGUUACCAUCACCAUGGGCACAAACCCAGAGCAGUCCUUCUUCCCUGGCCACCACUGGCUCUAUUUCUCUGUGUACCUCUUCGCCUUCCUCGUGGGGCUCCCCCUCAACCUGAUGGCCCUUGUGAUCUUCGUGGGCAAGCUUCGGCACCGCCCGGUGGCUGUGGAUGUGCUCUUGCUCAACCUGACAAUCUCGGACCUGAUCCUGCUGCUUUUCCUGCCCUUCCGCAUGGUGGAGGCAGCCAAUGGCAUGCGAUGGCCCCUGCCCUUCUUCCUCUGCCCUUUCUCCGGAUUCCUCUUCUUCACCACCAUCUAUCUCACUUCCCUCUUCCUGGCUGCUGUAAGCAUCGAGCGCUUCCUGAGUGUGGCCUACCCUGUAUGGUACAAGACCCGGCCAAGGCCGGGACAGGCUGUUCUGGUCAGUGGGGCCUGCUGGCUCCUGGCCGCUGGCCACUGCAGUGUGGUCUACGUCAUCGAACUCUCUGAGGGCUCCUCCCACAGUCCAAACACCAAUGGGACCUGCUACCUGGAGUUCCAGGAAUACCAGCUGGCCAUUCUCCUGCCUGUCCGGCUGGAGAUGGCUGUGGUCCUUUUUGGGAUGCCCCUGCUCAUCACCAGCUACUGCUACAGCCAGCUGGUGUGGAUCCUCAGCAAAGGAGCCAGCCAUCACCGGAGGAAGAGGGUGGCAGGGCUUGUGGCAGCCACCUUGCUCAACUUCCUUGUCUGCUUUGGGCCCUACAAUGUGUCCCAUGUCGUGGGCUAUGUCCGGGGUGAAAGCCCGUCGUGGAGAGGUUACGUGCUGCUCCUCAGCACCCUCAACUCCUGCAUCGACCCCUUUGUCUACUACUUCUCAUCAUCUGGGUUCCAAGCUGACUUCCAGGGGCUGCUGAGGAGGUUGGCAGGGGUCUGGAGCUCCUACAGGCGGGAGCGCAGCGUGGAACUGAAGGUGACACGGGAAAGCGAGGGGCAGGAGUUGUCCAAGGUAGAAAGUAGGUAGGAGACUCUAGAAGGGCUGUGAAACUGGUGGCCAGGCAGCCUGGGCUGAAAGCUAGGUGUUCUGAUGGGUCGUCCCCAGCAUAGCACCUAUCUCAGUCAAGCAGGACCUUGAGUGGCAGGCUGGGAACUGAUGUGGCCUGGGAGUGUGCUCACCAAAGGCCAACUCUUGAUCGCACCACACUACUGUACCACCUGUCCCCACACGAACAGGUUCAGCCCUGGGAAGUAGUCAGGGUGAGAGACUUCUGUGGGAAAAAGAAGCUCCCCAUGGCAGCUGCCAGUGCCUGUGCUUUUCUGAGGGCAAAGAAGGAGUUAAGAGGGGUGAGCAUAGUCUGAGGGAGUUGCCCAGUGGCUUGGGACAGGGGAAGGGAAGACCCCACCCCUCUUGGGUGCUCCUACUGGCAAGUCAGGAGUGGGGCGAACAGGGCUGGCAGGCAUUUCAGACUCCGGGCUUGAGGGAGCAUCUGCUCUCACGUGUGCUUUUCCAAGAAGUUUCUGUGCUCGAGAAAUUCAGAACUUCCGGGACUUUUAUAAAAAUUGACAGAAGAAAAGUCACUCAAAUAAAUUUGAUGGCAAGCAAAAAGAGAAUGGUCUUUCCUGGUUCUCCUGUUUUUUCUUACGGCGUAUGUGGAUCAGGUGGAAUGAGUGGAUGGAAGGAUAAAAUGGGUCAGUUCCGAAGGAAAACAGCUAAAUGACAAGAUGCCUAGACCCUGGGAGAGAAUCUGGGCUGGAAGAAUAAAAACACAGAGCUAACUUCUGUCUUAAGACCUUGGCCUGACCCAUUAUCUUCUUUAAUCCUCUCAAUAACCACACAGUAGGUACUAUGACCCCCGUUUUACAGAUAAGGAAACAGGCACAGAGAGUGAAGUCUCUAGCUGGAGGUCCCAAGUAAAUGAAGCAGGCCUUGAAGGUGGGAUUAUCUGUCUCCAAAACUAUGCUUCUAGCUUCCUUCAGCUGUGUAACGUCCCAUGUGACCUGGCCCCCCAAAGGUAGAAAAGGUAGUCUUACUAGCACACAAAGUAAACAGCUUAUAACGAAAAGUAUAAUUAAAUGCAAAGCAGGUCAACUAUCUGGGUUGGUACAUCCUCUUCCCAGGAAAGAAACCCUCUUAAAAAAAAAAAAAAAAAAAUUACCAUAAUGAGCAUGGUUGACCUCGGGUCACUGCAAAAGCCUUAUCUUCUUAGGAGUUAUUUUCAUUGAAAUGUGGUCAUUUCAUCAAAAUUGAGCCUACGACGGCAGCAGGUUUAGUUUGGUUUUAGUAAGUUUUCAUUUUCCACCUUUGGGUGGUACAUAAGGAACAGCUGGUCAGAGGCCUCCCCCCGCCCCCCAGCAAGCCAACCAGAGAAAUGCUGCCACCUAUUUGUACAUACCCAGACCCAGUGCCCUCGAGUCGCAUAGUCAGCUUUACCUCAAAAACAUUUGUUGAGCACCUACUAUGUACAGCUGGCUCAAUUUGGGACUUCUGGGAUUUCAAAAGCCUGCUAAUGUCUUUAGUAUGUAGUUUCUUCCUGAGGUUAAGGCCAUUGGGAGAACGAGGGCUACCACUGGGGGACUGGGUUUCAGGUGGAAAGGCAGAGACACAGCUCUGUGGAGAGACGAAGGCUUGGGCUGUCUCUCUAUCCCACAGCUCAUCUGAUUGUCUCAAGGCACUGUGUCCUGGCAACUGGUAAGAAGUUGAUGCUAACAUGGGCCUACGUGGCUCAGGAAGGGAACAAGGGUACCAUAAAUGAAGUGCCACAUGGAACAUUCUCUGUGACCCUAAAAGUGGGAAAGAGGAUCCAAAGCUGAUGACAAAAAAGAGUUGAAAACCCACAUUCUAAAGAAAGCCACAAACAACAGUAGUCUGAUCCCUUCCUCGGGGUUUAUUAAGAUGAAUUAGUGGCAACUUAACUGGCUUUGCUGUCCCUACCGUGACCCAGCACCAUACCCACCCCAGUCUAUGAAAGCAAAAGACUAAGGAGGAAG